Prunus armeniaca (apricot) is the source of this 513-nucleotide messenger RNA. NCBI's taxonomy places the organism in Eukaryota, Viridiplantae, Streptophyta, Magnoliopsida, Rosales, Rosaceae. The record is from the annotation of a GenBank genome assembly.
AUGAGGAAAAAGGUGAUUUUGCAACCUCAACAAAGCAUUUCAAAACAGCACAGAAUGUUGACUGACUUUGAAGGUGUUGCGAGAAAAAACGAAGUAGGGUUCCGCAUUUGGACUAGCAAAGAGGGUAUUGGGAUGCUAAGGGGUUCUUAUAACUUAGAUGGGUAUGCUUCAAGAAGGGCAUGUCAAAUGGUAAAGCUGCAAUUAAUGGUGUUUUUUGUGUUGCAGUUCCACCAGUACCAGGUUGUUGGGAGAAAGCUCCCUAUGGCAUCUAAUGAGCACCCCAAGAUUUACCAAAUGAAGCUCUGGGCCACAAAUGAGGUUCACGCCAAGUAUUUUAUGAGGAAGCUGAAGAAGGUCAAGAAGAGCAAUGGCCAAGUGCUUGCCAUUAAUGAGUCAAUGUAUUUUUGGGGUGGGGAAGUGGUUCCUUCUCAACUCUCCUCCUGGCAAAAUCCAAUUUGUUGCCAAAGGGCUCCACCUUUGACCCCAAAGCAUGUGAAGGAGGUUGCGUCAUAG